UGGCUCUCCGUUGACUCGGUCUGAAGAAGAAGAGAGUCGAGGAGAGCAGCAGUCAUAAACCCAAGCGUUUGUUCACUCAGGAGGAGUUUUAAUCGAAGAUGAAAGUAUUAACAGUUAAUAUUUUAGACACGCUUCUAUAUUGUUAACGUAAGGGGGGAAAUUCAGCGAGGGGAAUUAUUUUAUUAAGUGAGGUAGCGUGAUAGUAUCACCUGUGGGACUGGGCUUGCAGGUAAAAACGGGUAUCGGUCACCAAUAAAACCAGUUGACGUUUAUAACAGCUGUUAUGAUUCCUGAGUGUCCCGAGCCCAGAAGCCGAAUCCGGUGUGAAUCCGGUCCGGACCGCUCCGGUUUGCUGCGCGAGAUCCGGACCGACAUCAGGAGUGAGCCGUUCACCGAGCGCUAUGACGUAAUCCCCGGCAGAGAGCUGGGCAGAGGAAAGUUUGCUGUGGUGAGGAAGUGUGUGGAGAAGAGCUCAGGGAAAACCUAUGCAGCGAAGUACAUGAGGAAGAGGAGGAAGGGCCAGGACUGCAGGACGGAGAUCCUUCACGAGAUCGCUGUGCUGGAGCUGGCAGCGGUCUGUCCACGAGUGGUCAAUCUCCACCAGGUCUACGAGACGGCCAGCGAGAUGGUGCUCGUUCUGGAGUAUGCUGCCGGAGGAGAGAUCUUUACCCAGUGUGUGGCAGACCGAGACGAGGCCUUCAGUGAGCAAGACGUGAAAAGACUGAUGAAGCAGAUCCUGGAGGGAGUUUCCUUCCUUCACAGGAACAACGUGGUGCAUCUGGACCUCAAACCUCAGAAUAUCCUCCUGACCAGCGAGUGUCCUGUCGGGGAUAUAAAGGUGGUGGACUUCGGCCUGUCGAGGCUGGUCAGCAGCGGUCAGGAGCUCAGGGAGAUCAUGGGCACACCGGAGUAUGUGGCGCCAGAAAUCCUGAAUUAUGAGCCAAUCAGCACAGCGACUGACAUGUGGAGCAUCGGUGUCCUGGCGUACGUGAUGCUGACAGGGAUCUCGCCGUUCCUGGGGGACGACAAGCAGGAGACCUUCCUCAACAUCUCUCAGAUCAACAUCAGCUACACUGAGGAGGAGCUGCAGCGUCUGGACGGAGACGCCAUCGGCUUCAUCAAGAGCCUGCUCAUCAAAGAGCCAGAGAGCAGAGCCUCUGCAGAAGACUGUCUGAAGCACCAGUGGCUCCAGCCGGAGGAGAGCGUCUCGGAGCCCGUCGCUCGAGCUGAUGAAGACGAGGAGGAAGAGGAGGAGCUGAUAGUGAUGGCCUCUUACACUCUGAGCCAGUGCCACCAGUCCUCUGAUGAACAGAGCCUGACUCCGGACCAGAAGGCCAUCUCCAAACGCUUCAGGUUUGGAAGCGAGCCCUUCUCUGCGCUGUCUGGAGAGUUCGUCUACUGACGCACAUCUGUCCUUUUGUCUUCACUGCUUGCUCUGGUUUCUGUUUGUGCUGCUUUAUAUUGUCCCGGUUGAGAUACUGAAGCCUUGCUGUGGUUCUCGAAGUUCUCGUUUUUCUCUUUCAAUAUUUUUUAACUUGUAUUUUUUUGGUGCCAUGCUUACACGUGUGAGCUUGUGAUCGUUUCCUUUCAUCGUGUUUGUACAAAAUGAAUGUUGUGUGUUUUUCUGCGACACGAAGGCAAGCAGAAUUAAGUGUAAAUUAACCCAGUUUUAUUUUAAGAGUAUUUCUGUCGUGUUUAAAAAAGCCACUUUGUAUGUUGAGCUCCUGUCUUUCCUGGGUAAAGAUCCCACAGCAAUAAUACUUCCAUUCACACACACACAUGUAUAUAUGAAGAAUGUGUGUCUUUCUGUUCAUUUGGACUCGUGUAAGAGUCAUAACUGUAAAUUGAUUUGUCACUAUAAAGAAUAUUUUUAAUGGCAACAAAUUUCAAAGUGACUGUCUUGAUUCUGUAAAUAAAAGUUUGUCUCAACUA
Carassius carassius (crucian carp) is the source of this 1932-nucleotide messenger RNA. Its product is annotated as serine/threonine-protein kinase 17A-like. Gene Ontology annotation, molecular function: protein serine/threonine kinase activity; ATP binding. Gene Ontology annotation, cellular component: nucleus. Lineage: Eukaryota; Metazoa; Chordata; Actinopteri; Cypriniformes; Cyprinidae. The transcript is spliced from 7 exons. The record is from RefSeq and is a predicted model, not a curated record. Bases 284 to 1402 code for a protein of 372 amino acids. Gene Ontology annotation, biological process: intracellular signal transduction; protein phosphorylation; positive regulation of apoptotic process.